UUUAAGUCAAAAUAGGUGAACGAUAAAAAAAGCUGCUUUUUUGCAAAAAACUUACCAUCUAUGGCCUGAACUUCAGUCCAUAGAUGGUACAUUUUUUCAGCUAAUUUUAGUUCAAAUUUUACUUCAGAAGCAGCCAUUAUUUUGAGUUUUUUGAUUUGAAGCAGUUGCAAAAACAAAUAUUAUUCUGCACAAAAUGCGUCUAUCUUCUCUGUUUAUUUUGAUUUUUGGUUCCAAAUUAUGUCUGUCCUCGUCACUAGAGGAGCCUUUUCUGUUGCCGUUUGGACCAGAACAUGGCGACACUUUCAAUACCAAAUCGCUUGCAGGGUGUUCUGCACAACAAAACCUAAGCUAUUCAUUCCAGUUCGGCCAGGCUAAUUACUCCAAGUUGUUUGUGUGCAUGAAUGGAUACAUGUCGCUUGAUCAAUCUGUCAUAAAAUAUGAUCCGGAUGAUAUGGACGAUUCAACAGUUCCAUUGAUCGUCCCAUUCUUCAGUCUCAUGCAGACUAAUGACAAUUUUUACGAUAGAAUGUGUGAGUUUGAAGACCACUACGUCGACAACUACUUCGAAUUAGUCUGCUCACUUCGAAACAAGUGGAAUCAAAAUGGAACAAACGAGAGCUUUUCGUUAAGUUUUAAUCAAUACUUCGUCACAGACUUCGACAUUCGAAACAGCGUAACCAGUUGGGUGGAGAAAACAUUCUACAAUAGCGUGUUUGACUUGCAGUACGACGACGAAGUAGCUCUGAAAGUUUUUGGAGAAGAUACAACUAAAUAUGUAAACCUUGCUAACAAUAUCCUGAAACGAGAGAUGAAUGAAUCUGAUCGGCGCAUAACUCAAGCACUGGUUCGCAGAUCGAUUCCUGAUUUUCAAGCGGAGUGGGGUUACGUUGCCACUUGGUAUAAGGUCGGCAGAUACAGUAACAGGAUUGACGCAUUCAACAGCUUCCAAGUAAUGAUUGUUUGUGGAUCUGCUUUGGGCUACAAGCGUUGUUUCUCCAUUUUCGACUUCUUCGAGCUUCAGUGGGCUUCUUAUUGGUGGCAAGUUAAUUUCGCCAGAAGUGGCUUUGUGGAUGGACAUGGAUCGGUGAUUGAUCUUCCAUUUUCCGGAACAGCCGAAGUCGAAAACCUCUGGGCCUAUUCAAACAUAGACCAUGAUGAGCACUACGGUAUUUGGAUAUUUGAACUUAAUCAAGUUCCCAACGACGGUCGGCCUUUUGUGUUUACCGCACACAAAUCGGUCGCAGGUGGCUCGGAUUUAGCUACUAUAAACUGCUUUGGCCCAAUUGAACCCGAAAUUGCGAAUAAGUCAGUGCGAACCAAGUUUUCAAUUUCAAACUGCUACUUGCCAAAGAACAGUAAAAUUAAGUUGGAGAUUGAUGGGACUAGCGAAAGCGGUCUCCUGCAAGAGUAUGUAGUCACACAUAACCCUGAAAAUUCUUCAGUUCAAGCUGAAAUUACUUGGCAUUCUGCCGGGCCCUCUGUGAUAUCCAUAAACAUUGAUGGAAUAACAAUUCCAGGACGCUUUCCUGUCUUUUUCGUGGAACCAUCGGUACUUGACAGUGUACACGAAAUAUCAAUCAGUGCGGACGAACUAAUGCAAGUGAUCACUUUGGAUUUCAGUCAGUGCGGGUCAACCAAUCGUAACGUUACCGGAACCUUCAUAAAAGACCAACCAGGCACAGAGGUGUCCGUUACAACGAUUAAGCUUGAAAUCCCCGAGGAUUCGUCCAUUGUAACCCACGAAAUAGAAGACGACGGCUUCGGCGGAACAAUACAGUUUCGCACUGAUGACGGUCGUUGCUAUUCCAUACCCAUCGAAAGACAGCGAGGUACUUCUGCCAGCAGUUGUACCGAUUGGGACCGUUCUGAAUCCGAAAACGACUACACUGUUUGCGAAAAAGACAUCGCAAAAUGGCAUGGUUGUCCAAGACAAACUAAUGGCAGUCAAAUUAUGGCUAAUGAUUCAUUCUGGGCCGAUUUGGAAGCAUCCGGGCAGCUAAUGAAUGGCUGGGAAUACGACAUCUGCUGUGGAAAAAAUCAAGACGAAAUUCGUGAAAAAUUGAAUCUGGUUCACUACUGCUCAAAACAAGAGUGCACCUACAACCCUGGGGCAGAUUUUUGCAUCAGGUCUCCGCGAUUGGCUUGUAGAGCAACUAUUGGCGGCAAGAAGAAGCCUCUUUUGGUUUCUAAUCAGUGCUGUUACGCUAGCGGUACGCUCCUAACUGACGCAAACCCAUACUCAGCGGGAAGAAUGCAUUUGGAGGUUAAUUCUAUGGACAAUCUGCCAGGUCACUACUGGAAUGAUUUGUACCCAUACUCCCAAUGUUGCACUGGAACACCUCCAAACAGUGCAAAUUGUCUGGACAUAUUUAAGAAGCAUAGAAAAACAAUAAUCGGCAACUACAUGCCAAGAAACUUCAGAAUUAAUCGGGGCGAUCCUGAUAUUCAAACUGUUGACGGCAGAAGUUAUCCUUUCAUGGGUAUCGGUGUUUACACAAUGAUCAAAACUUGGCACGAGAAUCCGACUAUAAUUCAAGCAAGCAUGCGGAAGAUGGAAAGAGGUACAGUGUUUUCUGGUAUUGUCGCCAAGCACAAAAACUCCAAUUUUCAAUGUCAUAUUCACGAAAACGGAAACUUCAUUCUUGCGGUUAAUGGGCAGAUUCGAGAGCGUGGUCUUUUAAAUGAGUACAUUUUGGGUGAUAUUCUUGUUCAAGAACAAAACAGUCAGAACAUCGUAAUUACAUUUCUGGACACCAACCUAGUUGUUCGUGUGACAGUGGUCAACAACCUCCUAAACCUGAUGAUUGCUGUACCGCCUUCUUUCAAAUUCAACUCAACUGGAUUGAUGGGUUUUUUCGAUGGAGACAUGCACAAUGACUUCCAAGCAUUCAAUGGAACAACUUAUGAUCCCGAAACCGACCUACAGAUACUCCAUUGGCACUUUGGAGAGUCCUGGAAAGUUUCACGCGGAGAUUGGCUAUUUUCAGUGCCUGAAAUUCGUGUUUUGAUUGAGCGAGAAAUUGAACGGUCGAGCAAUUUCGAACCUUCAUAUGAAAUUGAGUUUGCAGAUGAAAAUCUUGAACAACAGGCUGCUCAGGUAUGCAAAAAUGACACGGCAUGUAUUCGCGAUGUCUCCCUAGUAGGAGACAUCGGCAUAGCUGACGCGUUCCUCGUUAUCGAAGAAAACAUUCUAAGUGCAGAAAUUUCAUCCGAGAUUUAUGACAUAAACGAGAAAUUCUUCUUUGAAGAAAUCACUGUCGUACCAGAAGAGCAGACAACUUCUCCUGAACUGAAACCGAAUACAAGCAACAACAACAAUAAAGACGAAAGCAGACCAUGGAUUUUCAUUAUUAUCGCACUCAUUUGUUUUUUCAUUGCAGUGAUAGUUAUUAUCACUUUGAUAGGUUUUCGAUAUCUCAAACCUGUCAACAAGUUUGAAUUGCCAAAAACACCUGCAGAUGCGUGCCUGAACGAUGUCAGUUCGGAGCGUUGAAAAAAUUGAACUCAAACUACAAAAACGUCAACUUCAAAAAGAAACUAAAAACUUUUCUAAUUAUUACAUCGGAUUUCCGCACAAAAAUUUGUACAUAGAUGCAUGUAUGCUGUAUUAUAACGCUUUCAUAAAUAUAUAUAGUUUU
Symsagittifera roscoffensis is the source of this 3638-nucleotide messenger RNA. RefSeq lists its product as uncharacterized. Lineage: Eukaryota; Metazoa; Xenacoelomorpha; Acoela; Convolutidae. The coding region runs from base 194 to 3493 and encodes 1099 amino acids. The transcript has 6 exons. Gene Ontology annotation, biological process: cell-matrix adhesion. The record is from RefSeq and is a predicted model, not a curated record.